AAAUACUACCUAUAGCCACCUUAAUAGCGGUGUCAAAACGUGUGCCAAGCGCCAGCCAGACAGCGGUAGUCUUCGAAUCAGGUGUUUGUCGACGCCCUUAACGAGAACCAAAGCACCUUCGCAAAACAACAAAUUGGUCGUGGGGAAAUAUGAAAAUGGUGUUGGGAGGAAAACGUUGGCGAAGAAUCGAUGCCCUUCUGCACCAAAUAACACAAAAAGUGCAGCGUCGUCUGUAAAUAAUAGCUUUGCCACUAAAUCAAGCCCGGUUAAGCGACCGGAUCCAAAAUUGGCUCAAGAGUUCUCGGCCUUGUUACCAUGCAACGCUCGGGUGUUGGACGACGGAUCAUUGUCGGACGCCAUGUUUUUUACUGAUGACGCAAUCCAGCGUCGACUUGAUUCUCUCUCGUUGAGUGACGUCUCGUCAGUGGCCGAUUAUAAAUUCAGACCUCAGUCGUGCAUUGCCUUCAGAAGAACAGUUUUGCCAGCAGAACGAUUCGUUCCCAGCUCCAAUCAUCACUGCGCGAAUUAUGUGAAAAAUAGACGUCUUUCCUCUCCAAAUCUGAGACAGCGUGUUAAACCGAAGAUCGUUGACCCGAAAGGGUUUCGUCGUGGCAAUGUUCCGAAGUACAUUAGUUUUGUCGAGCCGAUGCCCGUGCACCAGCGUCCGGGGACUGCGAAGAGCAGCGGCUAUAGCAGCUGUGGUAUUAGCAUGGUCACCGAGGACCUUUUGGUAUCCGCAGGUACACAGGAAGAACUGGCAGACAGCGGAGAGGAGAGUGGAACAGAGGUCGACAUCGGGUUUAGAAAUAUCUUACCGAGCGAUGGAUUGGACCCUAGGAAAGAUGAUGUUGAUGACGCAAGUCAGGAAGCCCAGUUUUCGUCAAGAUCUUCGUUGCUCAAAUCUGAACUGGACGGAAGCUUUUUGGACGGGGAAGGAUCCAAUAUGGACGACGGUGAAGAAGAAGGGAACACGACGUCUAGUGUGGAUCAAGAUGUGUUUGCCUCACUUGAACUACAAAACGCCGGAGAAGGUCUUUCUGGUAGCGAUAUUGAUGCAAACGCUUCAGAUUUGCUCGGCGAGUCUGCUUUGGAUAAUGGAAAGGGCAAUGCUGAUGGUGACUCCGAUGCCGGUCGCCAAGGUGAUGACACAGGUGUGAACAUUUACGACCAAUAUGAUGGUAGUGUCGAUGGCAAAAGUAGCGGCCUGGACGAAAGCGGUGCUCUGAAGAGCGAAGAUGACAUAAACAAAAGUUUGCAAUCAGAUCAACAAAAUCCCGAUGAUGCAGAAAACUCUUUGGACGGCAACUCGCUUGAAAACGGAACUCCGAGCGACGAACUGGACGCAUCACAAAACAACCAACAAGUUACCUUUUCCGAACCUUUGACGACAGAUCGCCGAUCAUCGUCGAAUGUCGGCGUAGAGGACGCAGCCGGCACCGAGUCGCCAAAGUCGAUCCUCAAGGGAAGCGAUAAAAAUCGAAUUUUUGAACAUGAACUUGAUUCUUCCAUCAUGAAGCGAUUGACAUCGCCAGAAGAAACUGACGGCUCUUUAUCGAAAACCACGAUGGAGAGAAGAUCUGCUGAUUUGAGGCCGCAAAGUAAACCGGACCUUCAGGCGCAAUUUAAGGACAAACAGCUGAAUUUCGAUGGGGCAGAACAGACCUCAAGUGAUGAGGAAGGACAAUCUGAUUCUGAUCUGUAUAGUUCGACUGGACGAAGAAGACCAAAGCCAAAAGGCAGCAUUUAUGGUAAACGUGCCAACAUGAAAGCGCCGAGACAAAAAAUACGGCGAAAAAAAGACUCGGAAAAUAGCGAGGGCGAUGACACCAUCUUGUGUGCAGAAUCCGCAUUACUCAUGGAACAGAUUCUGGAACAAGAGAAGCGCUUGAGGGAGGGCAUGAAACCUUGGCUCAAAGGACGGUUGGCCUUGUCUCAACAGAACAGUCGCUUUGAAAUACCAAUGGAUGUUCGCUUGCUUGAAACCAUGACUCCGAUGGAAUAUCUGACGAAAUACUGUAUCAUAAGCAAGCGAAGAAAGGCGUUGUACAAACACGUAUUUCAAAAGGUGGACAAAAAUCGCGACGGAUUAAUCAGCUUCACUGAAUUGGAAACGGGUUUGAAAGAUGUCCACACAGGAAUAUUAGAUUCUGAACAUGUUGAGAACAUUGUUGAGCUGGUUCUUAUCGACAGAGAAGGAGAGUUCAACAUCAAGCAAUUCUCUGCAGUUGCUGCUUUUUCUGAGAGGAUCACGUGCAAGGAUCAGCUACCGGUGGAAUUGCUGAAUAGUUUUGAUGGGCAGAAAGAGAUCAUCGAAUCUGCAGACUUUUUUGCUCUGAGCUGGAAACUUGAUGGAAUUAAGGUGAACCCUGAUGUAAAGAAGAUAUUAGACUCUUUAUAGGGUGAAUACUGGCCAAGAGAAAGGUUUCAUUAUUGGAAAAUCAUUUUUGCACCACAAAUUGCAGUCGAGAUGAUGGCUUUCCGAAAAUAUUUACACCAAAUGCAUCGAAUGAGGUAAGGACUCCUGUCGCCAUAGCCAGGAAACAAGUGGCUUUGGCCUACCUCGAGCUGUGACAAUGACCAGCGGCAUAUAUUGUCAACAAAAGGUUCGCUCAAAAGUCAAAAGGAAUGAUAGAGGGGCAUGAGCAGACGAGCCAUGCACCCACCCCCCUUUUGAAAAGACUUCCGCGUUUUCAAUAUCUAUCAGCACGUUUCAUAAAAAGCGAAAUAUCAAAACAGCUCACAGAAGGCAGAAUAACUUUAUCUAAAGGGCUGUUUACAUGAGCCCGGUUACCCGAGAUUCAGCGAAACGUGAGAGGACU
This is a messenger RNA of Dendronephthya gigantea, 2819 nucleotides long. Its product is annotated as serine-aspartate repeat-containing protein I-like. Bases 359 to 2398 code for a protein of 679 amino acids. NCBI's taxonomy places the organism in Eukaryota, Metazoa, Cnidaria, Anthozoa, Malacalcyonacea, Nephtheidae. Gene Ontology annotation, molecular function: calcium ion binding. The record is from RefSeq and is a predicted model, not a curated record. The transcript is spliced from 16 exons.